GUCAGGCGCUUCCUGGAAACCUGGCGCAUGCGCAGGACGUCGCGCGCGAAUUUUUGAGUUUCUGCGUAGGGGCCGGUUGCUCAGAGGGGAUUUCGGGAUUUUUUUGGGGGGUUAUGCAGCAAUGGCGAGCAAAUCCGACCCGUUGCGGUUGGAAUUGAGUUGCUCUUCGGAAAACGAUAUGACGGGAUCUUCCCGGAGUCUCCGGAGUUCGCGUGUGGCGGAGGAGCCGAAGAAAAGGGCUGAGGCCGGAGAGCCGUUCCAAUCCGCGCUGAGCUACUUUUCCCGAGUGAAGGCAGGUACCCCAUGGAAAGGCAAUGAUGUUCUGGAGAGACAUCUGGCUGCUGUAGAGCGAGUGGCCCUCAGCCAGGGGCUUCCCCCAGAGGCCGUGUCCAUACUGCUGGAAUUUUCUCUAAGCCUCCGCAUGGGGGGUACCGUCAGCACACGUGUCCUGAAGUUCCUGGUGCCAGCCUCCACAGUGCCACAGGAAGCGGUCAUCAGGGGCAUUUCCUGGCUCUGUGUGGAUAAGAUGCCAAUGAGCAUGCAGGUCCUCUUCAUUCGUUGGGUCCUCACUAUGUUUGACCUGAUCGACUCCAAGGACAAGUUGAGGGCUAUUUAUGGCUUCAUCUUCAGCUUCCUGACACAGGAGACGAUGUGUCCAUAUAUCUGCCAUCUUCUGUACCUGCUGACCAGGAGAGAAAAUAUUCGACCUUACCGGGUCAGAAAGCUUCUUGAACUUCAGGGUAAAAUGGGCCUACAGCCUUUCCUCUUGCACUUGCUGUCUUUAUACAAAAUCUUCUGCCCGGAUCUGGUCAUCCUGUCAGUGCCGUCCAGGAUGAAGAGUGGCUUCAGGAACCAUAACUCCACCUGGAAGUCGGCCCUCGCCGCUGUUCAGCGGAGCAGCCGCUCCAAGCUGUGGUCAGAUCUGCAGCUGAGCCCCGGCGUUCACAAGCGCCCCACUGCCAGGAAGAGGAAGCUGAAUGGGAGCAUUAGCAUCCCACCUGUCAGCUCCACGGUUCACAGCAGCAGCAGCAGCAGCAGACCCCUCAGCAGCAGCAGGGUCUUCCCCUUGGAGCAACUGCGCACCUUCCCCCAGCUGUUGGAGAACCUCCACCAAAUCGAGCUCCCGGCCCAGAUGGGUUCCAUGCUGGGCUCCUCGCUGGCGCUACACUUCUUGGACUGCAUGAGGGACAGCUGCGCUUUCCUGAGGCUCAAUUACUGGCUGGGCAGCACGCUUCAUGAAGAGUUCCUCUUCCGCAAGGACACGGUGGUGCAGGAUGCGCCUGAGGUCAUCCAGUUCCUAGACACUCUCAUUAGCGUGCAACACUUCCUUCAGGAGGGCUUCACAGCCACAGAGCUCUUCCUGUACAAGUUCCUGAGAGUUUGGGAUGGCUCGCUGCUCCGCCCCCAGGUGCUGGGCCUGUUGAGUGACAUCCCUGUCGUCCCGUGCUCUCGUAUCAAGCUCUUGCUUUUUGAACCUCUGACACAGCUUUUCUUCACAUCCUCUUUAUUUUUCAAGUGCAGUGUUAUAGAGUGCCUGAACAGCAUGCUGCAGAAGUGGCUCACCUGGCAUUCUGUGUACGCCUUCGAGGACGAGCUGGACAUCAGCGUGACCAGCCAGACUCCCCUGAACAUGACCCUGUCUGGCCUGAUGGACUCGGUCAUGGCUCUGGUCCAGUUCGUGGGCCGCAUUUCCACCAUUGGCCUGCAGCUGGAGCAGUACCACCCCCUGCUACUCAAUUUCACCCUGGACUUUUAUGAAACGGUCAGUGACAUGUUCCUGAAGUACGACAUGCCCCUGGUGGUCCUGCCACCAGUGGGGGUGUUUUACCCGGCCCUCCUUGCUACCGAGCCUGUGAGCAUGGAUAAACUUUGCCACAUCAUGUACAGGUACAGAACAAAUCUAAUAUCUGCCAAGAGUCAAGAGCAGAAUGCAAAGAAGCCCAUCGAGAUCAGCAGGAAGACGUACUGUCAGUUCAACCACUACGUGGUGUCCAUGGUGAACUGCCUGUGGAACUCCAAGGCCUUCCAGGCUAGCACCGGCCUGGAGGUGGGCACCGACGUGCUGUCCCGCAGCCGGGUGCCCGAGCACUGGGCUCGCUUCAGCCUCAUCCACCACCCGGCCUUCCUGGCCUAUGCUGUCGACUUUCACCAGAACUGUUGGCCAGAGAAGAUGACAAUGGACCUUGGGUCAAUAAAGGGUAAAUACUGGGAGUGGUUCGUGGAGUUCCUCUUCUGCCAGGACCUCCACGGCCUGAAGGAGUUCGUUCAAAGCAGCCUGAAUCGCAGGACAUCUGCCCAAGGGUCCAAGCUGAACUCUAACCGCAGCCAGGAGGAUGUAGUGGCUUCAUAACAAAUGGACCGGAGGAUUAUGGGUAGAGGGGUGGUUAAACUUGUCCUGUUGUAAUAAAUAUCCUGCAAACAUCUCUGCCUCCUUCUCUGUAAAUAAACUUGAGUACUUUACUCUGUAUACUUUUGUAACUUUACUGUAUAGCAUUUUUCUUGUAUAGUUUCUCUGCUUGUACAGUGUAUCAUGCGAUGUAAACCGUAGCUGCAAUAAAAGCAAUGAAACAGCUUU
Molecule: messenger RNA, 2575 nt
Organism: Brienomyrus brachyistius
Lineage: Eukaryota; Metazoa; Chordata; Actinopteri; Osteoglossiformes; Mormyridae
Gene: cenpi
Product: centromere protein I
Exons: 20
Coding region: 122-2350 (742 amino acids)
Cellular component (GO): kinetochore
Source: RefSeq, a predicted model, not a curated record